Messenger RNA from Colletotrichum karsti, 1305 nucleotides. Its product is annotated as fructosyl amino acid. The record is from RefSeq and is a predicted model, not a curated record. The transcript has 2 exons. Lineage: Eukaryota; Fungi; Ascomycota; Sordariomycetes; Glomerellales; Glomerellaceae. The coding region runs from base 1 to 1305 and encodes 434 amino acids. Gene Ontology annotation, molecular function: L-pipecolate oxidase activity; proline dehydrogenase activity; sarcosine oxidase activity.
AUGGUGUCCAAACGCACCCCCAAAGAUGCGCCCAUCGUAAUCGUAGGCGCUGGCGUCUUCGGCCUGUCUACGGCCCUGGAGUUGAAGAAGCGCGGAUACCGUCACAUCACCGUCAUCGACCGCUUCCUCCCUCCCGUGCCGGACGGCAGCAGCGUCGACAUCUCCCGCAUCAUCCGCGUCGACUAUGCCGACCCCGUCUACGGCCAAAUGGCCCGCGAGUCGUACGAGGGUUGGAACACGCAGUACUCAGACCACUACCACGAGUCCGGCUUCGUCAUGCUCGCGGACCGGAAGGGCAAUUCUUAUCUCGACGGAGCGAAAGAGGUCGCCGCGAAGUCGGGACUGAAACUCAUCAACUACGACGACGCCAAGGAUAUCCAAAAGGAGUACCCGAGCGCCAAGGCGGACUUCUCGGGGCUGCAGGCUUGUAUCAACCCGAAAGGCGGAUGGGCCGACGCCAAGGGGGCGAUCGCGCAGAUGGCUUCGGAGUGUAGCCAGCUAGGCGUCCACUUCAUCGCCGGGGCCCGAGGUACCGUCACAUCUUUGAAGAUGGAGCAGGGAAGGGUCGUCGGUGUCAAUGUUGUCGAGGGACCGCCCGUUCUCGGGGAGCAGGUCAUCCUCGCGACGGGAGCUUGGACGAACCGUCUCAUCCCCAUCACCCACGCCAGCUCUGCGUCCGGUCAGCCGGUCGGCUUCAUCCAGCUCACGGAGGAGGAGGCUGAGCGGCUCAAGGAUAUGCCUGUCAUGAUCAACUUCCAGACCGGGGUGUUCGUGUUCCCUCCCACCAAGGGCAAGAACCCCAUCCUCAAGUUCGCGCGUCACGGGUACGGGUACGCGACGGAAGUGCGCGUCGGUGAGAGCGGUGCAGGGGCAUCUGAGAGGGUGAUUUCUGCGCCGAAGCGGGACGGCAGUAAUGCGAGCAGCGGAUAUCUUCCGGACGAUGCCGACGAGGGUCUGCGCGACGGCGUCCGCCAGCUUGCACCUGAGUUCGCGUCUCGGGGUUGGAUUAACCGGCGGUUAUGCUGGUACUCGGAUACACCCGAGGGAGAUUUUAUCAUGGACUAUCACCCGUCCAUUGAUGGGCUUUUCUUCGCUACCGGCGGUGCAGGACACGCUUUCAAGUUCCUUCCUGUGUUGGGCAAGUAUGCUGCGGAUUGCUUUGAGGAGAAGGCGUCGCCGGAGUUGAGGCACAAGUGGAGACUGAGAGAGUCUAGCGGAACGCAGGAGGCAUUGAAGCUAGGAGAUGGAAGCCGUGGCGGGCCGCCCUUGCGCAAGUUGACGGCAGUGGAACAGGCUAAGCUGUAG